AUGUUCUUUUCUUGUUCUUUUUGCUUUCAAUCCCUAAGUAUGCACUUUAUAAAAGAAGCUUGUAGUAAAAGAUCACUCGAGUCCAAGACUCUAACUUACAGUCGUGGCGCUACUUCUAUCCUGAUGGGAUUUUUAUUUGUAGCUUAUUGUGCCUAUCUCAUCUCUCAAAUGUACAACAACCAACCACUAUUACAAAUAUCGUCGGAAUACAUUGGUCACGAUAGCGCUACACCCGAUAUCGAAUUAUGCGCACAAAACUCCAGUUUAACUGUGAUCAAGUGUACGGCGAUGUAUUAUAAUUGGACCACCCAAGACAUACCCAAUUGCUGGGAGACCUUGUUUCGACCGGGAGUCAAUGAUUUAGCAACCAAGUGUUAUGUCUUUGAAUCUAAUGGCACAUUACGCAUGUCGAGAGGCGUUACCUAUGACAGUAGCGAUGCAUUAAGAAAAAUUGAUUUCUAUUGGAAAUUCGACGCUUUGUUUAAUAUGACUUAUACUUCGAUUUCUAUACCUGCGAUUUCAAUCCAGUUGUAUAGUCCGACGUUUAGUAGUUGGAAGAGAGAUAUCAUUGGAAACACAGAGAUUGAAGGCAAUAUGAUGAACAAUAUUGCGUCAGGUGGUGCUUACAUAGCUACUUCGUUUGUCAAUUAUACAACCACCAUCUUUUACCAUCCACAGAAGUACCGUGCUAUUAGACCAAAUGAUAUUUCCACUCUCUUUGGAUUCAGUUCCAAUUUUAUCGAUAUAAUUACACUAACGACAAAUUCUUUUUCAUGGCCAAUUCAACUGGAUCCACCAACACUUAUCACCGACAGAAGAUUAUAUGAUGGCGCAUUCUCCGUAAAAUUAGAUCAAGAUACCUUUGAAGUCAAGACAGAGAUAAUGCAGCACUCUAUAGUAUCCUCUAUUGCUUUGGCAGGUGGUUGUUACAGUGUACUCACGACCAUUUACGUAAUAUUAUUCGGUAUGGCAAAGCUUUCCCCCUGGGGAAUAGUUCAUCGUAUCCCUACAUGUAUCAAUAAACACCCACCACCAGAAUACUAUCCAAACAGCACCAUGUACACACAUACACAGCAUCAAAACGAAAAGGCCCGAAGUAGCAUCUUUGGGCUACUGUCGUGGGUUUCUUCUACAAAAAACAAUGCAGUGGUACAAGUAACAAGAUCACAAUUGGAAAGAUUAAAAGUGGAUGAUUCUUCGGCAGAGGCGAUAUGCCUUACUAGUUUGACAGGUUUGUUACCACCCCAAACUGACAAUAAGGGAGAGGAGAGUAGCACGCCUUUUCAGGAGGAUCAUAAAACGGCAUCGCAACAGGAAAGUGAUGAGGUGAACAAGCUGAAAAGGGAAACUCUUGUAUUAUCUCAACGCAUGGAAGAGUUGGAGUUUAUGUUGUCCGAGUAUUUUAUUAAUACAAAAUAUUUGGAUCAGUUACGCAAUCGGAAGACAACAUCUACUUUAGGAGAUCCGGAAGUCAUGGUAGAUUAAUACGUUAAAAUAAAACAUGUCAAAAAAAAGUCAAUGUGCUUGGCCAUGCGCUAAAAAUGGACAAGUACAUGAACUGGCCAAAGUUUAUCAUGCUGCUAAAAAAAAUUGAAAAUUGUCUCUGAUACUGGAA
Mucor mucedo is the source of this 1615-nucleotide messenger RNA. RefSeq lists its product as uncharacterized. Bases 1 to 1485 code for a protein of 494 amino acids. The transcript has 7 exons. The record is from RefSeq and is a predicted model, not a curated record. NCBI's taxonomy places the organism in Eukaryota, Fungi, Mucoromycota, Mucoromycetes, Mucorales, Mucoraceae.